This is a messenger RNA of Metarhizium robertsii ARSEF 23, 294 nucleotides long. RefSeq names its product mitochondrial ribosomal protein L44. Gene Ontology annotation, cellular component: mitochondrial large ribosomal subunit. NCBI's taxonomy places the organism in Eukaryota, Fungi, Ascomycota, Sordariomycetes, Hypocreales, Clavicipitaceae. The transcript has 2 exons. Bases 1 to 294 code for a protein of 97 amino acids. The record is from RefSeq and is a predicted model, not a curated record. Gene Ontology annotation, molecular function: structural constituent of ribosome.
AUGAUUACAAAAUUCGUGACCGAGAUUACGGCCAAGUUCAACCCGUUUUCGGCAUGCGCAAAACCCGCCCGACUGUUCCUCACGUUUCUGCCUCCUAAUGCCCGUGCCAGCGGCACGUCGAUAACUACAACUCUUCUUCCUCGAAAUUCGACCGAGGCAAGCUCGUUAAGAGUCAAGUUCAAGGACGGCAAGGAGCUCAACUUCGACUGCGGAAAGAUGAACAUCAAGGGACUUGUUGAAGAAGUGAACCGGCACUCUCGCCAGCUGCAAAAGGCAGCCGAUUUAACGGAUUAA